Messenger RNA from Diaporthe citri, 1299 nucleotides. RefSeq lists its product as uncharacterized. The record is from RefSeq and is a predicted model, not a curated record. Gene Ontology annotation, molecular function: magnesium ion transmembrane transporter activity. The coding region runs from base 1 to 1299 and encodes 432 amino acids. The transcript has 6 exons. Gene Ontology annotation, biological process: magnesium ion transport. Lineage: Eukaryota; Fungi; Ascomycota; Sordariomycetes; Diaporthales; Diaporthaceae. Gene Ontology annotation, cellular component: membrane.
AUGGAGGAAAAGUACGGCUCGCUCCACGCACCCUCGAACCUUCCACUCGCACUAUAUAUCGGCCUGGGGCUGGCCAUGACAUCUAGCUUAGCCAUCGGCACGAGCUUCGUCAUAACGAAAAAGGGUCUCAACCAAGCAGGCGAAACACAUGGCUUCGAGGGAGAGGGUUUCGUAUACCUCCGGAACCCCUUGUGGUGGGCCGGCAUCUGCACAUUGGUUGUCGGCGAAGUAUGCAACUUCGCAGCGUACGCCUUCGCGCCGGCCAUCCUCGUCACGCCUCUGGGCGCGCUGUCGGUGUUGAUAGGAGCGGUGUUGGGUUCAUAUUUCCUCAAAGAAGAGCUUGGCAUAUUAGGGAGGCUUGGGUGUGCCAUCUGCCUCAUUGGCGCUGUCAUCAUCGUGCUACAUGCGCCGCCAGAUGAGGACAUCGAGACCAUCGAGACCAUCCUCGCAUAUGCGCUGAGGCCUGGCUUCUUGAUAUAUGCCAUAACAGUGACAGCCUUCUCCGUCUUCAUGAUCUACAGAAUUGCUCCCGUAUACGGCAAGCAAAACCCCCUGAUCUACCUCAGCAUUUGCUCCCUCGUAGGAUCAGUGUCGGUUAUGGCCAUCAAAGCCUUCGGCAUCGCCCUCAAACUGACCUUUGCGGGCAACAACCAAUUCACCCACGCCUCAACCUACGUGUUUAUGAUCAUUACGGCGGUUUGCAUCUUGACACAGAUGAACUACUUCAACAAGGCGUUGAGCCAGUUCCCUACCAACAUGUGUGCCCCCCUCUCCCCCACCCCCAAUGUAGCAAAAUAUGGCCAUGUCCAGAUUUCUAACCACCUGCGCAGCGUCAACCCCCUCUACUACGUCACCUUCACGACCGCAACCCUCUGUGCCUCAUUCAUACUCUACAGCGGCUUCAAUACCACCGACCCCAUCAACACGCUCUCCCUCCUCUGCGGUUUCCUCGUCACCUUCACGGGCGUGUACCUCCUGAACUUGUCGCGCAGCGAUCCCAACGGUUUCAAGAUGAUCUCUGGGCGAGGCGGCGACGAUUCAGUGGGCACGGACAUGAUCUCCCAGAUCCAGACGCGUAUGAGCAUGGAGGCUCGUCGGAGUCUCGGCCACGGCGGCGACCGCGAGGGCCUGAUGCGGGCGUACGACGAGGAAGAGGCUGCCGAGUUUGGCCUGACAGACCUCGCAGAAGACAGCGAUGACGAACGCAAUGGCAUGAGGACCAAGCAGAACGGCUCGGCGUCGGCGAACGGGAGGUCGAGAUCCAGUGAAAUACAGCCGCCAAAGUCUGGGGAGCGGUGA